This is a messenger RNA of Cydia pomonella (codling moth), 1083 nucleotides long. RefSeq lists its product as uncharacterized. NCBI's taxonomy places the organism in Eukaryota, Metazoa, Arthropoda, Insecta, Lepidoptera, Tortricidae. The record is from RefSeq and is a predicted model, not a curated record. The transcript is spliced from 3 exons. The coding region runs from base 1 to 1083 and encodes 360 amino acids.
AUGGUGCGGUCAGUUGAGCCGGCGCCGGGGGCGGGGCCGGUGGUAGCUGGGGCGGGGGACGCGCACGAGCUCGGCGCUGUCGCCGGGCGGCGGGGCUCGGCUCUCGUAUGGUGGCAGCGGUCAGUUGAGCCGGCGCCGGGGGCGGGGCCGGUGGUAGCUGGGGCGGGGGACGCGCACGAGCUCGGCGCUGUCGCCGGGCGGCGGGGCUCGGCUCUCGUAUGGUGGCAGCGGUCAGUUGAGCCGGCGCCGGGGGCGGGGCCGGUGGUAGCUGGGGCGGGGGACGCGCACGAGCUCGGCGCUGUCGCCGGGCGGCGGGGCUCGGCUCUCGUAUGGUGGCAGCGGUCAGUUGAGCCGGCGCCGGGGGCGGGGCCGGUGGUAGCUGGGGCGGGGGACGCGCACGAGCUCGGCGCUGUCGCCGGGCGGCGGGGCUCGGCUCUCGUAUGGUGGCAGCGGUCAGUUGAGCCGGCGCCGGGGGCGGGGCCGGUGGUAGCUGGGGCGGGGGACGCGCACGCUCUCGGCGCUGUCGCCGGGCGGCGGGGCUCGGCUCUCGUAUGGUGGCAGCGGUCAGUUGAGCCGGCGCCGGGGGCGGGGCCGGUGGUAGCUGGGGCGGGGGACGCGCACGAGCUCGGCGCUGUCGCCGGGCGGCGGGGCUCGGCUCUCGUAUGGUGGCAGCGGUCAGUUGAGCCGGCGCCGGGGGCGGGGCCGGUGGUAGCUGGGGCGGGGGACGCGCACGAGCUCGGCGCUGUCGCCGGGCGGCGGGGCUCGGCUCUCGUAUGGUGGCAGCGGUCAGUUGAGCCGGCGCCGGGGGCGGGGCCGGUGGUAGCUGGGGCGGGGGACGCGCACGCUCUCGGCGCUGUCGCCGGGCGGCGGGGCUCGGCUCUCGUAUGGUGGCAGCGGUCAGUUGAGCCGGCGCCGGGGGCGGGGCCGGUGGUAGCUGGGGCGGGGGACGCGCACGAGCUCGGCGCUGUCGCCGGGCGGCGGGGCUCGGCUCUCGUAUGGUGGCAGCGGUCAGUUGAGCCGGCGCCGGGGGCGGGGCCGGUGGUAGCUGGGGCGGGGGACGCGCACGCUCUCGCGGUCAGUUGA